CUGUGAGCUUACUGCCUUGCGCAAAGCUCUCUUCUCAAAGCCUUGUCGUACGUGCUAACCUGUCGUGCUCUAGAAUAGGAUCGUAUGAACCAUCGCUGCAUCAUUCAGCCUUCUUCCAACCACUAGACUGUCUACCAAGCUUUAUCUGCACUCGGCACGCGUUUGAACCAUGUCACCACCACCUAGCAUACGCAGUAGACCGCCGUCCAUUAACACUACUGACGAGAACACACCCCUUUUGUCAUAUGUGGAACCUGCGCCUAUAGUAGAGAGCUCAGAUGUUUCGGACCAGCCCUACGAGAACGAAGAUAUUGAGAACAGGAAUCAGGAUGAACAUCGCCCACUUCCAAAAUUGCAAGUCCUUCUGUUGUGCUACGGGGGGUGUUUAGGGCCUAUUGCAUUCUUCUCGAUCAUUCCUUAUAUCAAUUUCAUGAUUGAGAGAGUUGGCGGUGUCGACAAGGAGGAUGUUGGUUUCUAUUCUGGGCUGAUUGAAAGUCUAUUCAGUGCAACUCAGAUGUGUGUCAUGAUUCUAUGGGGCAAGGCUUCUGAUCGGUAUGGGAGAAAGCCAGUGCUGGUUAUAUCGUUGUUUGGAAUGACCAUUGCUACGUUACUAUUUGGUCUAAGUCAAUCUAUAUGGCAGCUGGCGUUGUUCAGAUGCUUCUCUGGCGUCUUUGCUGGUACUGUUGUCACUGUCCGUGCCAUGCUCUCUGAGAACAGCACCAAACACACACAAGCUCGCGCCUUUAGCUUCUUUGCAUUCUCCAACAAUAUGGGCAUCUUUAUAGGCCCGCUGAUUGGUGGCGGACUCGAGCGACCAGCUGACAAGUUUCCCUCAACUUUUGGCAAGGUGCAGUUCUGGCACGACUAUCCUUACGCGUUGCCAAACAUUGUCAUUGCGGCAGUUGGCUUUUCUGCCGCCAUUUCCACCCUGCUGUUUGUAAAGGAAACGCUGCAUACUCAUGGUGAUGCGAAGAACUCGAAGCCCAGCAUGUCGACUUGGGAACUACUCAAGUACCCCGGUGUCGCUCGUGUUCUUCUUAUUUACAAUUAUGUGAUGCUUCUGGCGUACACUUUUACCGCCGUGUUUCCACUAGCCCAAUAUACACCUGUGGAUAUGGGCGGCCUCGGCUUCUCAUCAGGUCUAAUCGCCAUAUUCACGGGACUCAAUGGGGUGUCUCAAGCUAUUUGGCUACUACUAGUCUUCCCGAUACUGCACAAGCGUUUCGGCACUGGUCGUUUGCUCUGGCUAUGCGCGCUAGCUUGGCCUAUCCUUUUCGUCUCUAUUCCGAUUUACAACGUCUUUCUGCGAUAUGGCAAGACUAUCCUUUUCUGGGCUACCGGACCGCCGAUGCUGGCAUUUUUCUGUGGAGUUUCAAUGGCAUUCACCUCUGUACAGCUUGCACUCAACGACAUUUCACCCUCGCCUGAGACCCUUGGGACACUGAACGCGAUUGCAAUUGCGUUUCAGUGUGGUCUUCGAUCCGUUGCUCCUGCCGUGGCGACUAGUAUAUACGCUCUCAGUGUCAAGUACAACAUCCUAUGGGGCCAGCUAUUUUGGCUUACCCAGGUUGCUUUAGUAUUUGGGUUGUACGCAUUGUUGCCGUUGCUUCCAGCCAAGGUCAGAGGUGGUGCGAGACCUAAACAUGACAAUGGAGAUGCAUAGUGUUUCUAGGAAUAUAAAAGGAGGAAUUCACAGCUCCUUCAUAUGCAAUUGUAGGAGCCAAUAUCAUUAUAGAGAGGCAAAGUGGUCCUGUACGAUACUACCUUGGCUGGCUACCUCGCACUUUUGACAGUCGUCACUUUGAAGUAUUCAUUACUUUAGUAUACAGAUAUGGUUGGAAAAUGAGAAAACGGAAUUCGGUUAUUCUCAAUCGGCGAAGCGGCUACGUUGUAAUGAUGAAG
Molecule: messenger RNA, 1902 nt
Organism: Bipolaris sorokiniana ND90Pr
Lineage: Eukaryota; Fungi; Ascomycota; Dothideomycetes; Pleosporales; Pleosporaceae
Exons: 4
Coding region: 170-1663 (497 amino acids)
Biological process (GO): transmembrane transport
Molecular function (GO): transmembrane transporter activity
Source: RefSeq, a predicted model, not a curated record